CAACAUCAACUUCAAUAUCAUCAAUGACUGAAGAGUCAAACCAAGUGUUAUACCUAAUCGAAGAUUGACGUUGAGCUGCAUUCCGCAACUUUUGCAUUGAUGAAGAUUCUGAUUGAUCAAUUUGUGCUAGUUCUAUACGUGGCUCACCAACAACCAACUCCUCUUUUUUCACGACAAGUGGAAUCUCUCCUUGUGGCCCAUCAUAAAGAUUGUUAAUAUCAAUCUUCCACUCAACAAUAUCACGGUUUGGGGUGGUCCAGGUACAUAGACAUGAGCGUGAAUUUUCUGGCACCAUGAUGAUCUGAGGCAUUCUGGAAUGUGGACUGAGUCGGCCAUGGCAGGCAGAUCAUGCAAGUUUGUGUAAAGCACCCGUUACAGAGUCCACAUGCCGUUGACAUGCAUAACAUCUGCAGUAGCUAGCGAGCCUCGGUCUAAGGAAGGUUCAUGCGCAGCGUGAGCACUAUCUCUCGAUUCACUUCACCCUGCUCGAGCUACUUCAUCGCCAGAACCCGCCGUCACUGGAACAUCCCAGCUUCAACCUUCGAUUGAAGACUCCUCUUUCUUCUUAUUGGAGAUCAUUAUGAUCUGUAAAGGAGCGGACAAGUCCACAAGCCUUUUGUUUCAUGGGAGACAGGAUCACAGACCGGAGUCAAGGGGGCACGUACAAACAAGCUGUAGCGCCACAAUAGCACGAAUGUCAAUGCAUGUCAAGGUCGUCAGUGACGUCAUCCAGACGUCAAGAUCGUUAAUCAGAAUGUUCUGGAUGAGGAACAGCUGUUGGGGAGAGUUGGUCAUAAAGCUCGUGUUGAGUCCGAUAUUUAAUCCUAAAAGAGAGAAAACCGCGUAUCGAUCUAUAUCUAGAAUAUGUAACAAGCGGUGGAGUUUUCCCACAAGUCAAGAUCUAGUAAAGAGAAGGAAACGAACCAUGGCAAAAGUGAUCUUGAUUGAUUAUCCAGUGCCAAAUUCCUCAAGGACACCAGCUUGCAACAAAAGUAAUGGGCUCUGAACAGUCCCGGUUGAGCCCGCCAGUGCUCACUGACAAUACUCACAUGUCUAAAGAUCCUGUCAGGUGUCACUUAAUAUAACAGGUUCAUUCUUGUUCGUCCUGGCUGGGUUUACCUUGAACUGGAAAGCUGGUAAGGAAGUGCCACGAUCGGUUCAGAACUCCUUCCUUGUGUACAAGAGGGGAAAAUGAAUUUGGGGUUCGAGCUGAUUUAGAUCCCGGUUUGGGCCCAUAUGCAGUGUAUCGGCAUACAUGAUAGUUGUGAUGACUGCGCACUUCAUCCUCCGUGAUACACGUGAACGUGAGGCUAAAAUGAUUCAGAUCUCAUGAAGUCGCAGACACCCUUGACAAGUCCAGUGGAAUGCGGAGCGGAUGAACGAAUGUCGUGAAGGCACAGUGCUCAUGGAGGCUCCAUCGUUCUGUCCAAGUGCUGUGGGUCUGAUACGUAUCAUGGAGGGACGACGAUUGUUCCGUGCUCGCCUGCCAGAGACGCCCGUAACGCGAAUCUUGGCGUUUGGCCGAUGACCUAUUCUUCACAGUUCCUGCGCAUCUGACCUCAGAAUUACUUUAAAACGACCCAGAACGACUUUGAGUCAUCGGAUUCCAUCAUGAGUUUCUAAGUGCGAAAGGAUGUCCAAGGGGGCGGUGAAAUUUACGGAAAAGAUUGGAUCUCAGUGCUCAAGAGUCAUGGCAUAUCAAUUCUUUCAGGACGGACGCUUUGAAUGCCUUCUCCUUGGGAAAAGAUUCGCGUCCUUGCUGUUGCGAUGAUGGUGGCUGCACUCAAAGUGGAUGUGGAACCCGAGGGAAAUCUUAUGCUGUACUCCAGGCUAAUAUUUGAAUGGUUGAAGCCUCCUCCAGAUAGCCAUAAGCGUGCAUGAACGGAUCUGUAGGAAGAAACUUACGUUCUACGACAAAAAUCUUUUGUUUUCCACUUCUUGUCAAUUUCAAUUCAACUUUUGGUUACCCUCCAAUGAAAUUUGAAACGAUUGCAAGUCUUCAUGGGGAUUCAGUUACUUUUACAUUCAAUAAAAUAUUGACGG
This is a messenger RNA of Marchantia polymorpha subsp. ruderalis, 2043 nucleotides long. NCBI's taxonomy places the organism in Eukaryota, Viridiplantae, Streptophyta, Marchantiopsida, Marchantiales, Marchantiaceae. The record is from the annotation of a GenBank genome assembly.